CUUUUCUCACCAACUAGAAACCAAGCUGAUGCUUCACACGAAUUCAUUAUUGGAGGUGAUAACAACCAGUACUCCUACAUCCUAGAUGGUUACCGGGGUAACGAGGUUGUCAGGGUUGAAACCCCAGAUAUUUUGAGUGGUUCAGACUAUAACGAUUUCUGGAUUGAUUGGACUGGUGGAAACGUCAGAGUAGGAAAUGGACAGAAUGUUGGCCAGGAUAUCUUCAUGACAUGGGAUGAUUCACGUAGAUUUAGAUCCGACAAUGUGGGUAUAUCCACCUAUGAUGGCGUGACUGGUAACUGGAUAAUAGUGAGAGACACAGAGAUAAUCACUCCACCACGCUACGAAUACAAUUGGGUGGAUGACUUCAUCGUUCGUG
Owenia fusiformis is the source of this 379-nucleotide messenger RNA. NCBI's taxonomy places the organism in Eukaryota, Metazoa, Annelida, Polychaeta, Sabellida, Oweniidae. The record is from the annotation of a GenBank genome assembly.